AUGGAAGCAUCAGAAAUAUUAGAUGCAAUGCAACAAUCAACAAUCUCAACGAGAUCUGACUUGAUCGAAAACUCCGAGCUGAUUAAACAUCAAUACUCUGAACAAUUAAAAGAAGAUCGAAAAGAAAUAAUAUCCGUAUUGGAAUCAAGUGAUAUUGAAAGUAUCCCAGAGAAAAUUCGUCGAUGGUUAGAAAAGCAAAGCGAAGAACGUCGGCAACAGUUUGAAAAAUAUCAACAAAUACACGAAGAAAAACAAGCACACCAUCUAGCUACUGAUCAAGCGCAGAUAAUCGAAUUAGCCUGUGUUUUAAAUAAAUUAGCUAUUAACUCUCAAAAUGCAGAUGAAUUCUGUGAAAAAUUGAAAAAUGAAGAAAAACGUUUGACUGAGAAACAUCAAGAGCUUAAAUCAUUAAGGAAAACGGUUACCGUACCGGUUAUCAUUCGGCAAGUAGACAAUCUAACAGGAGAACUCGAUUUAGGUGUAAAACAAGAAAGAAUGAAUGAGCGGUAUAAUCGAUAUUAUGGAGAUUGUUUUGGAGGUACAUAUUGGACUAAACCCUUGAAACGAGGUGGAAAACCUUACUUUUGUCCCCAAGGUUGGCGUCGUUUUGGAAUCAAAGUUGCUGAUACAAAAGAGGAAUUUGACCGACGUUGGGGACAUUGGUGCAUGGCAUAUCAUGGUACAGCACAUACAAAUGCAGCCCGCAUAUUGGCCACAGGACUACGAGUCGGCAGAGGGUGCCAUUUAAAAAACAAAAUGGUCGUUUAUCUAUCUCCUAGUAUUACUUAUUGUGCUCAUUACCGUUAUUCGAAACCGUGGAAAAAUUCUCAGAAGCCAGGAAAAUAUUAUCAAAUGAUUUUUCAAUGUCGCGUAAAUCCUGAAGUUUUAACAGCGGACAAAAUCAAAUCUCAAACUCUUAGGUGCCCAAAAUAUAUUCGUAUUGAUGAACAUUUCGCUAAUGACGAAAUAGAAUGGAUAAUUGAUUCAGGAGAUAAUGAAAACUUUAUAACCGAUAAUAUCAUUUGCUAUGGUAUAAUGAUACGUGUUUGUGAUAGAGAUCCAUAUGAGUUACCAGAAUCAGAAUGGUGGCAACAUACACCAUAUCCAAGAGACUAUCAGUAG
This is a messenger RNA of Rotaria sp. Silwood1, 1122 nucleotides long. NCBI's taxonomy places the organism in Eukaryota, Metazoa, Rotifera, Eurotatoria, Philodinida, Philodinidae. The record is from the annotation of a GenBank genome assembly.